AUGUCUUUGACCAACAACGACUUCCGGCAGCUGCUAAACGAGGCCGACGCUUCUGUCUUGGCCAGCACGAAGCAGCACAGGAAGAAGCAGCAGCAGCAGCGAACUCCGGGCCAAAUCAGCGAAGCGCAAAUACGGAGAAGAGAAAGGUAUAAGGAAAUUCUCAAGAGGAAGCAACUCCGAGCUCAAAAGGAUGAAGGAGACAACAAAGGAAAUGCUUACCGCGACCGCGCGGAGGAGCGGCGGAAGCAAAAGGAGAGCUUCUACGCCCACGUGGCGGACGAGCUGGCGGAGCUGAAGGAGAGGACUGUUGAGGAGUCGAAAUUUCUCGGAGGAGAUGUGGACCACACUCACUUGGUGAAAGGUCUUGAUGUUGUGCUGCUGAACAAAGUGCGGGCGGAGCUGAACAAGGAGCAGCAGCGGCAAGCAGCAGCAGCAGCAGCAGCAGCAGCAGCAGGUUCGCCAGCAGCAGACGGCCAGCAGCAGCAGCGCAGACCCUUAGCAGCAAACCCUAAUCUCAGAAAAGCCCUCCAGCUGCUGCUUAAUGGACUUCACCCCCACGCCGUCAGAUUUGCUGAAAAACUCAAACACAUGGAACUCCGACUCCUCGCGAGCUGA
Messenger RNA from Eimeria necatrix, 615 nucleotides. RefSeq lists its product as hypothetical. The transcript has 5 exons. The coding region runs from base 1 to 615 and encodes 204 amino acids. NCBI's taxonomy places the organism in Eukaryota, Apicomplexa, Conoidasida, Eucoccidiorida, Eimeriidae. Gene Ontology annotation, cellular component: nucleus. The record is from RefSeq and is a predicted model, not a curated record. Gene Ontology annotation, biological process: mRNA splicing, via spliceosome.